UUCUGGCUGGAGCGUUAUUGGAACAGGCGGAGCAAUUACUAGAUCGUGGUAUUCACCCUAUCAGAAUAGCAGACGGUUAUGAGCAGGCAGCCCGCAUUGCUAUUGAGCAUCUAGACAAAAUCAGUGACAGCUUUCCAGUUGAUCCACAGAACAUUGAGCCUCUGAUCCAGACAGCAAAGACAACACUAGGCUCUAAAGUAGUUAACCGUUGUCACAGACAAAUGGCAGAAAUUGCUGUAAACGCUGUACUGACAGUAGCAGAUAUGGAACGUAAAGAUGUUGAUUUUGAGCUGAUCAAAGUACAAGGCAAAGUGGGAGGUAGACUGGAAGAUACACAGUUGGUUAAAGGAGUGAUUGUGGAUAAAGAUUUCAGUCACCCACAGAUGCCUAAAGAACUUAAGGAUGCUAAAAUUGCAAUUCUUACUUGUCCGUUCGAACCACCUAAGCCUAAAACCAAGCAUAAGCUUGAUGUCACGUCUGUGGAAGAUUACAAGGCACUGCAGAAAUAUGAAAAGGAGAAGUUUGAAGAGAUGGUGAAACAGAUAAAAGACACUGGUGCAAACCUGGCUAUUUGCCAGUGGGGUUUUGAUGAUGAGGCAAAUCACUUGCUGCUCCAGAACGAGCUGCCUGCUGUUCGUUGGGUUGGUGGACCUGAAAUAGAAUUAAUUGCCAUUGCAACUGGAGGACGCAUUGUUCCUCGCUUCUGUGAACUCACGGCAGAGAAACUGGGUUUUGCGGGUAUUGUCCGAGAGAUCUCCUUUGGAACAACGAAGGACAGAAUGCUUGUCAUUGAACAGUGUCAGAAUUCCAGGGCUGUGACCAUUUUCAUUAGAGGAGGAAAUAAAAUGAUUAUUGAAGAAGCAAAGCGAUCUCUUCAUGAUGCAUUGUGUGUAAUCCGGAAUCUUGUUCGUGAUAAUCGUAUUGUAUAUGGCGGUGGUGCAGCUGAAAUUUCUUGUGCCUUGGCAGUCAGUGAAGCAGCAGAUAAGUGCCCAUCUUUGGAACAGUAUGCUAUGAGAGCUUUUGCAGAUGCCCUGGAGGUAAUUCCCAUGGCACUUUCGGAGAACAGUGGUAUGAAUCCAAUACAGACUAUGACUGAAGUGCGGGCUAGGCAAGUGAAAGAAAAUAAUCCUGCCCUUGGCAUUGAUUGUUUGCAGAAAGGAACAAAUGAUAUGAAGCAGCAGCAUGUUAUAGAAACCUUGAUUGGUAAGAAACAGCAGAUUUCUCUGGCGACCCAGGUUGUUAGAAUGAUUCUGAAGAUUGAUGAUAUCCGUAGGCCUGGAGAGUCUGAAGAGUGAAGGUUGAAAAGCAAGAAACAUUAAGGGGGCCACAGCAGUAGCGAAGACGGUAGUAUUCUGAUGCUUCAUCUUCAGCUAUUUAUUUUGGACACUUUUUGUUUCAGAUACUGUAAUGGCUAAUUGUUGGAAAUAAAACACAAUUUAGCACUGGUGGUUUCAA
Molecule: messenger RNA, 1455 nt
Organism: Fulmarus glacialis (Northern fulmar)
Lineage: Eukaryota; Metazoa; Chordata; Aves; Procellariiformes; Procellariidae
Gene: CCT5
Product: chaperonin containing TCP1, subunit 5 (epsilon)
Exons: 8
Biological process (GO): protein folding
Cellular component (GO): chaperonin-containing T-complex
Molecular function (GO): ATP binding; ATP-dependent protein folding chaperone
Source: RefSeq, a predicted model, not a curated record